This is a messenger RNA of Cicer arietinum (chickpea), 2778 nucleotides long. Its product is annotated as protein COFACTOR ASSEMBLY OF COMPLEX C SUBUNIT B CCB4, chloroplastic. The record is from RefSeq and is a predicted model, not a curated record. Gene Ontology annotation, cellular component: chloroplast. Lineage: Eukaryota; Viridiplantae; Streptophyta; Magnoliopsida; Fabales; Fabaceae. Gene Ontology annotation, biological process: cytochrome b6f complex assembly.
AAAAAGAAAAGAAAAAAAGUAAGUUGAGUCCCUCCCUUGUGUGUGAGCGUUACCCUCAUCUUCAAAAACAGAAAGGCAAUGCAAGCACUGAUAACAACAAACUUCCAUGGAAGCGGGAACAGCGCUCCGUGUCCACCAUCUCACUCUUAACACUCACAAUCCCAUUCCCUUUUCGAAUUUCACUUCAAAACCAAAAACAGCAUUCACUCUUUCAUCAUCAUCAUCAUCAUCAUCAUCAUCAUCAUCUUCUUCUUCUUCUUCUGUAUAUAGUUUCCGAACCCCAAAACCCAAACGCGAUUUCCUCGCUGAUUGGGUUUCUCAAAACGACGACGUCGUUCGCACUCUCCCUAUCUAUGUUGGAGCUGCUUCUCUCUUUGCCGUGCUCUUCAAUCGCGCCAUCUCUGGCAUCGCUCCGGUGGCCGACGCCGGCAGUUCACAAUCGAGAGCAGACCUCUUGACUUUAGGAUUGGCUGUCACUAAUAUUUUGGCUGGCCUUGUUUGGCUUUCAAUAAAACCUAAAUCUAUAAUUGUGGUAAAUCCUCAGGGAGUUGAAUGCAAGAGGAUGUGCACUGCUCUCCCCGAUGUUGCACUUACUGAGCUCCUUUGGGCGUGGGAAUCUCUAUCAGAUGUCACCUGCUGCCGGUCACUUGUUAUUGUUUAUGAAAGCAGUUGUGUACUUCAAUUUGGUUUUGCUGCAGAAUCUUCUCCUGGGAAUGGUGAGGCUGUAUGUGUGGACACCAAUAAAUUGAUAGAAGGAUCGGUAUAUCAGGGUGUUAUGAAAUCUGGAACUCAGAGUUACUUGGCUAAUCUAUCUCUUUAUCCUGGGAAGUCUGAGCUGCCAUUUCUGCCUUCAAAUACUCAGAAAGUGUUGUUUUGUAAGAGUGGAACGUGGGGAUGGGGUGUGGGUGGAUUUUGUGGUCCGAGUCACUGGCGUAGACACAGCAGACUCCUUCUUUUGACCUGUAGUGAAAGCAAGUAGGCUCUUUGGGAACAUAAUUUCUGCUAGGGAAUUAUGGCUAAUCCUAAUAACAUAGAGAUCAUGUGGCUGUGGCCUGUACCUAGAGAUGUAAAGGGGCUAAGAGUAUUCUUUUAAUUGACAAGCUACUGUAGACAUUUCAUGAGGGGAUAUAUCACGUUAGCCAAACUGUCAACUGUGUAAGGACUGUUAAAUGUGAGACAAGAAGGCCCAAACAGCAUUUUGAGAAACUGAAGGAGGCAGUCAUAAUGCUGGUUGAGACAGACCCUCCUAGCAAGGUGUUAUGGGCAAUACUUCUGCAAGGAGGGAAACCAAAAGCAUUUUGCAGUCAAGCAAUAAGUUAGUGUAUGAAAGAAAAUUGAUGGCAAUAGUUUAUGCAGGAAAAAAUGGAGAUAUUAUUUGAUGCGGCACUAUUUCGUGAGCUUGAAACAACAGUUAUUGAAUGAAGAACAAUUUAGAUAGGCUUCCACGUUAAUAUAGAUUUGAUUUUGAAAUACAGUAUACAACAGGGAAUGAAAACUGGGCUGGUGAUGCUCUCUCUGAAAGGAUGACCUAUACAGCCAUCAUUGUACUGAAGGUCAGUGUAUGGAAGACUGGAUUGAGAACAUUCUAAAGAAUGAACAAUACUAGCGGAUUAUCUAGGAUAUAAUAGUAGACCAUGAGUCACAACUUUUACGCUGGCUAUUGGUUGCAAGAGGAUCCAUUGUACUUCAAGGGGAAGUUGGUGGUGUAAACCACCUAAUCCGACCUUAUAUGUAGAAUUUCCUAGCUCUCCUUUAGAAAACCAUUCAGGUAUUUCUAACCUUUCAAAGCUUAGCAGGAUGGUGUAUUAGGAGGAAGGUAUGAAAAGGGAUCCUUAAAAUUUUGACUGCAUAAGACGUGUGCCAAUCAAACAAAUAUAAGAUACUAUCCCCGGCUGGUCAGCUUCAGCCUUUGCCUAUUCCAAGACAAAUGUGAUAUACUUUCUUGAUGGAUUUUAUUGGGUUAGAAAUUGCAAAAAGGGUCUAUGUACAAUUUUGGUGAUGGUUAAUUGGUUAGGCAAAUAUGCCUAUUUCACAGGCCUUAUCCAUCCUUUCACUGCCAGUGACAUUGCUGCGAUGUUUCAUUUACAUGUUUUCUCUUUAUCCUUUGUGUUGGAGAGACAAGUUUUUUCGAGGAAUCAUGGAAGAAGCUAUUUCUAAUGGUGGGGGGGUACCCAAUGCAAUUGUUGGAUUGGUUAUGCUAGGCAUAAUUAUGGACACUAAUUGCAGUGAUGUCCCCAAGAUGACUCGUUUUAAAGCCUUUUAUGGACAAUAUCUGCCCAUUUUGUUUGAAAGGAACCACUAUUCUCAUAAGUACAUAAGCACUUGGAGAACCCUCCCUUAAAAGCUAGCUAUUAAGGGGGAAGAACCGAGUGUCCCAUACUGCUCUCAAUGUGGGAGUUAGGCACCCCAUAAUACCCAAGCCCCUAUCAUAGUCCCUCACAUGUAGAAUAGGUUGACAGAAGAUAGGCAGGGCCGCCGGCUUAAGGCCCAAACUAGAAAAGCAAGUACUUUAAGUCUCCCUAAAAAAUAUUAUUGUUCCUUGUAUUUUUAGUCAAAAAAAUUAAAAAUAUUUAUGUACACUAAGGAAAAGGCUUCACAAGUAUUAAAAGAUAGACUAAUUGAUGUAAUUAAAAUAUUUGUAUCUCAAAAAACAAGAAAGGUAGAAUUUAAUACAAUAUUAUGAUAGAGCUAAGAAGGACUGUAGGCCACCUAUUACUAAAAUGUAUGUGAGGCGCCAGCCUGGCACUAAAUGAAAAUAACUAACUAGUGAAUAAUAGU